GAGGGGGAGAGGAAGAGCCAUUUAUUUAUUCCUGAAAAGAAAGGAGGUAGGAAAUUGAAAAGCUAAUAUACAGCUAGACAUACGUACUUUAAAGAGAAGGAUGCUUUGGAAGAUUUUGCUGCUGCUGCUGUUCUAUUACAGUGCUCAUGCCACUGUGACCCACAGAUGGAGCAGAGCUAUGCUCUUCCCAGCUGCUCAGCGAUUCAAGAGGUCCUCAGCUGCCUUCCUUAAUCCAGUGCUACAAAACUCGCUGGAAGAUGUCGUCCUGCUUUAUGAGUUUCUUUUAGCUGAGCUUGACAUUGACAAAGUUCAGAGGAUCUCCAUCAAAGAUGAGGAGCUUGCUUCACUGAGGAAGGCUGCUGAGUUUGACAUCAUUUGCAAUGAGAUUAUCCCCAAGAGCAUCACAGAGAUCCGCAGGCUGAGUAGCAGGCUGUCUUCCUACCCACGGGUCCUCAAGAAAGAAGACUUUGAAAGGACAGUGCUGACCAUGGUGUACACAGCCUACAGGGCUGCUCAGUCCCAGGGGCACCAGAAAGACGCUUGGGCUGAAUCCUUUGUCAGUCUUUACAAAGCCCUGAAGCACGACUUGAUGUUCCCAUACAAUGAAGAGCCAUCAUAGUGGGAGACUUGAUGCAAUGGCCACUCAGCCACCUCUUCUGGUUGAUAAGGGACACAUAGCACAUCCACCACUU
Balearica regulorum gibbericeps (East African grey crowned-crane) is the source of this 692-nucleotide messenger RNA. RefSeq names its product family with sequence similarity 180 member A (gene FAM180A). Lineage: Eukaryota; Metazoa; Chordata; Aves; Gruiformes; Gruidae. The record is from RefSeq and is a predicted model, not a curated record.